AAAAAUGGUUACUCCGGAAUCGACAACCUCCUCAGAAACUGAAGAAAAACCUGCGAUCCAUACUUCACGCACACCAGUACUAACCAUAUACACAACAUCAGAACAAAAAUCAUGGCCGAAUUUUUCUUCACCUACAGAAAACACGAAAACUCCUUUACCAUUUCCUUUGCCAUUAAAUAGAGAAAUGUUCUCCACACCCGAAUUUAAUGCUGAUAACUUUUUAGCUAGAAGACGUCAUUUACCUUUAGAUGAAUUGAAGAAAGAGUUGAUUAUACAUUUGAAAAGUUUGAAGAGCGACUUAGUAGAAAUGAUUAAUAGGGAUUAUAGUAGUUUUGUUGAUUUAUCAACAAAUUUAAAGGGGGUUGAUAAAGUCAUUGAAGAAGUUGCUAGGCCUUUGGGUAAAAUGAGAGAAGAAGUUGAGGGGGUUCGAAUAACAUUUCAAGGGGUUGUCGAUUCAUUGGAAAAUCAACUGGCUCAUCGAACAUCUAUACGUGAAAAGAAGGCUUCUUUGCAACUUCUUAUUAAUAUUCAUGAAUCUGUGCGAAAAGUUGAAAGUUUAUUGUUAAUUAGUAGUGAGACUAGUUCUUCACUAGUAUCAAAAGAUGAUAGUGGAAAUAACGCGAAACAAAUUGAACGUGUUGCCAUCGAAUAUAAUCAGAUGCAAUAUUUGGUUAAUAAAGGAAAAGGUUUACCCUUUGUAGAAAAUAUUGAUUGGAGGAUUACAAGGAUCAAAAAUACUCUUCGUACAAAUCUUUCUUCAGCGCUUCGAUCAGCUUUGCAGACUAUAAAGGAUCAAUCAAAUGCGUCCAAGGAGACAUUAACUCAAAUUCUUAGAACUUAUGCUUUGAUUGACCAAACAAUGUCCGCAGAGGAAGUGAUUAGAGAAGAGUUGGUUGCCCCUUUUAUUCAAGAGACAGUUAAGCAGUCUGUACUUGAAAAUCCACAACAAAUUGCACCCUCUAUUGUAAUUGCAUCACGUUCAUCUGCUGGAAAAUCAAUGAAACCUCGUAUGAUGGCAUCUUAUUCAAAAGAUUCUUUAGCUCUUAUGUAUACUAAGAUAUUGCAAUUUAUUAAUAAUGAUUGUAACAUUCUGCUUGAAAUCACAAGAAAGGUUUUAAGGGGAACUAGUUUUGAAAUUUUGGUGAAUUCUAUAUGGACUGAAGUUGUAGAUGCAGUGAAUAAAAGGAUAUCAUUUAUAUUUAAUCUUGGAAAUCCAAAUAUGUUUCAUAAGAAUUAUUCAAUAUCAAUGAAUUUUGUUUCAAGUAUUGAAAAUAUAUGUUAUUCUAAGAAAUCUUUAUUAUAUUUGAGAAAUCAUUCUACGUACAUGGAAUUUAUGAAAAGAUGGCAGUUAUCAGUAUAUUUUCAAUUACGGUUCAAGGAGAUUUCAAAUCAAAUCGAGGGAACUCUAGCACUAAAUGUAUUGUCAAUAGAUAACAGCAAUAAUGACACACAAUAUCCAACGUCCUUAAAAUUACCGGCUAGUAAAUCCACUAUAUUGGCAAUAGAAAGAUGUUGGUCUGAAGAAGUAUUCAUAUAUGGACUUUCACAUAGGUUCUGGAAAUUAACCUUACAGUUAAUAGAAAGAUAUAAGAAGUGGCUUACAUCAACGUUAACGGAGUUAGUUGAAACAAAUAAUCAUGUUCAUGAUAAAUUAAUGAAUUCACCAGCAUUAAGACCAUCUAGCGGAUCUGGAAAUAGAAGAUCUGGGAGCCCAGUGCAAAGCUCACCAAAUAAUGAUGCAUCAGAUGAACAAGUAUUAAGAAAUUUGGUUAUAGUGUCACAUGAUGUUGAGAAUAUAACUACUAAGAUUAAAGAGAUAUAUCGUGAACAUAUUAUAAUCAAAUUGCCCGAGUCCAUGAUAAAUCAACCCAUAAUUGAAGAGAGUAUUUCAAAUUCACUUUCUUCUUUGCAAUCUGAUUUACCGGAUUUAAGUCAAAAGAUCUCAACAAUUCUUACAAAGAGGUGUACAGAAGCAUUACGACAUGUUCGUAGUAUUAUAACACAAUAUCGACAACCUAAUACAAAACCACCUACGGAAUCUUCUUACUUUGUUCCGCAUAUUAUGAAACCAUUAGCUGCAUUUUAUGAUUCUAAUAAACUAUACUUAAGUGAUAAAAGACGAAAAGAGUGGAGCUCUAUAGUGGGGGAUGCUGUUGCAGUAAGAUAUUAUACAAUAUUAUAUGAGUAUCUUACAAAUUUGAAAAAAACUGAGGAGAGUUCAAAAAUUAUGAAAAUGAAAAGAUUAAAAAAAGGACAAACAACGAGAGGAGGUCUUGUUUCUUUGUUUUCUGAUUCAGGCGAUAAUGGAGUAGAAGAUUCUACUGUUAUGAGUGAUGAAGAUAAAAUUCGAUUACAAUACUUAUUGGAUGUAAAGAAAUUUGGAAAAGAGUUAACUAAUAUUGGAAUUGAUAUUAAAGAGCUAAAAGGAUAUAUUGACUUGUAUAAAGUUGUUGAACCAUAUGAAUCAAUUCAAAAAUCAUAACCAUUUUCAUAGAUAUAUAAUUAUUAUUUAUUAUAAAGUGAUUUGUAUAAAGUUGUUAAACUGUAUAUUUAAUUUAUAAAU
Messenger RNA from Rhizophagus irregularis DAOM 181602=DAOM 197198, 2563 nucleotides. Lineage: Eukaryota; Fungi; Glomeromycota; Glomeromycetes; Glomerales; Glomeraceae. The record is from RefSeq and is a predicted model, not a curated record.